GUUUCGGCCGGUCCGUCGCCGGGAGGGUCCGGUCGGAAACACUUCCGGCUUGGCCCCGUUGGCGCUGGGCGAAGGGGAGGCGGAGAGCGGAGACCGAGGGAAGCAGGCGGGUCUUUCCAGCCGAGCUGCCGGACGCAAUUCGCGGGAUGGAACCCCAGGGCUCUGCCAGGCUGAAUUCCAGGAAAAGGAGAAAAGAAGGGGUGGGCCCCAACGGGGCGGCCGAAGCGGAUGGCAUCCCCUCCAAAAUGCCACGGAACUGCUUGGGUCUCAGGGAGCCGGCUCCAUUUUCCGAUGAGCUUGAAGUGGACUACAGCAAGCCAUACACCCGAGUAACGUUUGAUGAAGCAUUAAGGGGGACGCCGUUGGACAGACCAGUCAGGGUUUACGCCGACGGAAUAUUUGACCUUUUCCACUCUGGGCAUGCACGGGCCUUGAUGCAGGCGAAAAACCUCUUCCCGAACACGUACCUGAUUGUAGGGGUCUGCAGCGACGAGCUGACGCACAACUUCAAGGGCUUCACGGUGAUGAACGAGGCCGAGCGCUACGACGCCGUGCAGCACUGCCGCUACGUGGACGAGGUGGUGAGGAACGCCCCGUGGACCCUGACGCCCGAGUUCUUGGCUGAGCACAGGAUCGACUUUGUUGCCCACGACGACAUCCCUUAUUCCUCUGCCGGCAGCGACGAUGUCUACAAGCACAUUAAAGAAGCAGGAAUGUUCGCGCCGACUCAGAGAACCGAAGGGAUCUCCACGUCGGAUAUCAUCACUCGCAUCGUCCGCGACUACGACGUCUACGCCCGGCGGAACCUGCAGAGAGGCUACACGGCUAAGGAGCUCAACGUCAGCUUCAUCAACGAGAAGAAGUACCACUUGCAAGAGCGCGUGGACAAAGUGAAGAAGAGGGUGAAGGACGUCGAGGAGAAGUCCAAGGAGUUUGUGCAGAAAGUGGAGGAGAAAAGCAUCGACCUCAUCCAGAAAUGGGAGGAGAAGUCCCGCGAGUUCAUUGGCAACUUCCUGGAGAUGUUUGGCCCCGAAGGAGCUCUGAAGCACAUGCUGAAGGAGGGCAAGGGGCGUAUGCUGCAGGCCAUCAGCCCCAAGCAGAGCCCCAGCAGCAGCCCCACCCAUGACCGCUCGCCCUCCCCUUCCUUCCGCUGGCCCUUCACCGCCCGGACGCCCCCCUCGUCUCCGGCCAACGUCCCCAGGAACAAGUCGGCGGUGGCCUACGACAUCAGCGAGGACGAGGAGGACUAGAGACCCUGGGCCCCGUGGGGAUUUCUGCAAAUGCUGCUUCCUCGAGGAGUCCCGCCUCCAGGCAUGAAGAGAACCGCUGAUGAUGAUGAGCUCCAGAGAGCGAGCGCCUCCCCCCAACCCGCCGCCCGAGGGCUGGGUCUGCCGUAGCAGCCCACCCAGGGGGCAUCCUCUUCCUCCUCUCUCGCUGAGGACUAGUGCCUUGGGGAGUGGGGCGCAUUGUUGCGUUUGAACGCCUUCCCCACUUCCCCUUUCAUUGGUUAUUUGCUGUCUUGUUUCUUGGGGGAAACGGGGGGCGGGGAGGGGGCUCUUAUUUUAAAAGCAGGUG
Molecule: messenger RNA, 1575 nt
Organism: Lacerta agilis (Sand lizard)
Lineage: Eukaryota; Metazoa; Chordata; Lepidosauria; Squamata; Lacertidae
Gene: PCYT1A
Product: phosphate cytidylyltransferase 1, choline, alpha
Exons: 9
Coding region: 147-1250 (367 amino acids)
Biological process (GO): CDP-choline pathway
Cellular component (GO): endoplasmic reticulum
Molecular function (GO): choline-phosphate cytidylyltransferase activity; phosphatidylcholine binding
Source: RefSeq, a predicted model, not a curated record